Messenger RNA from Perognathus longimembris pacificus (Pacific pocket mouse), 2203 nucleotides. It is a transcript of the gene Slc18b1, whose product is annotated as solute carrier family 18 member B1. Gene Ontology annotation, molecular function: transmembrane transporter activity. The transcript is spliced from 14 exons. The coding region runs from base 46 to 1515 and encodes 489 amino acids. The record is from RefSeq and is a predicted model, not a curated record. Gene Ontology annotation, biological process: transmembrane transport. NCBI's taxonomy places the organism in Eukaryota, Metazoa, Chordata, Mammalia, Rodentia, Heteromyidae.
UUUGCAGAGCUGCGCGCUGACUGCCAGCCCAGCCGGGAAUGCGGGAUGCCAGGCCAGGCCGCGGCCCAGGACGACGACCUCUGCACGCUGAAUCCCGGGCCCCCGACGGGCCGAGGUCCAGGCCCGGGACUGGACGCACCGCGCAUGGACGACGCCCCAGGUUCCCCAACUCCUGGAGGGGGCGGAGAUGAUGUCCCUGAAGAAAGUGCAAGUGAGUCACCCAGGCGGCUUUCGAGAGAACAGAUUUUUGUACUGAUAUCGGCGGCUUCUAUGAAUUUAGGGUCCAUGAUGGCCUAUUCAAUCCUAGGACCCUUUUUUCCCAAGGAGGCUGAAAAGAAGGGAGCCAGCAACACUAUGAUUGGUAUGAUCUUUGGGUCUUAUGCCUUAUUUGACUUGCUGGCAUCUUUGAUAUUUGGAAAAUAUCUUGUAUGUAUUGGAGCAAAAUUUAUGUUCAUAGCAGGAAUAUUUGUCUCAGGAGCAGUUACAGUUCUCUUUGGUGUCUUGGACCAACUUCCAGAUGGACCAAUAUUUAUUGCUAUGUGUUUUCUAGUAAGAAUAGUGGAUGCAAUAAGUUUUAGUGCAGCAAUAACUGCGUCAGAUGCCAUCCUGGCAAAGGCUUUUCCAAAUAACUUGGCUACAGUAUUGGGAAGUCUUGAGGUCUUCUCUGGACUGGGACUAGUUCUGGGUCCUCCUUUAGGUGGAUUUUUGUAUCAGUCCUUUGGCUAUAAUAUACCUUUUAUUUUUCUGGGAUGCAUAGUUCUGUUGAUGAUACCACUUAACAUAUGUAUUGUACCAAAUUAUGAGUCUGAUCCCAGUGAACACUCCUUCUUGAAACUUGUCAGUAUCCCCAAGGUUUGCUUGAUAGCCCUCGUCAUCAUCUCCUGCAGUUCUUGUAUGGGCUUCCUCGACCCUAUUCUGUCUCUUUUUGUCUUGGAGAAGUUUCAUUUGCCAGCUGGAUAUGUGGGAUUGGUCUUCCUGGGUUUGGCACUGGCCUAUGCCAUUUCUUCACCAUUGCUUGGCGUGCUAAGUGAUAAAAUUCCAAAACAAAGGAAAUGGCUCCUGGUGUUUGGCAAUCUAAUCACAGCAGGCUGUUACAUGCUCUUAGGGCCUGUCCCAAUUUUUCACAUUAAAAGCCAGCUGUGGUUGCUAGUGCUGGUAUUAGUUGUAAUCGGCAUCUCUGCUGGAAUGAGCAUAAUCCCAACUUUCCCCGAGAUUCUCAGCUGUGCAUAUGAAAAUGGAUUUGAAGAAGGAUUAAGUACACUGGGACUCGUAUCUGGUUUCUUUGGGGCCAUGUGGUCAGUUGGUGCUUUUAUGGGACCGAUGCUGGGUGGAUUUCUGUAUGAGAAAAUUGGUUUUGAAUGGGCAGCAGCUAUCCAAGGUCUGUGGUCUCUGAUAAGUGGACUAGUGAUGGGCUUCUAUUAUCUUCUGGAGUAUUUCAGAAACAAAAGGUCUAAAUCUCAAGACACUGAUAACACAGAAGAUGAGCAAACUGACCUUUUGCCUGAUGAAAGCUAGCCUCACAAGUCUUGAUACAAGAUUGGGAGAUAGGUUCUCCUGGCCUUGAACGUCACUGCCAGAAGUGUUUCUUAGUUUUACAUACAGAACUUUGUGGGCCUCACACUCACAGUUUUGCAAGGGUCAACAUAUAUUUUGGACAAUUCCUUGUUGGACUAAACUUACAGUUGUCUUGAAAAGUUAGCUUAUUGAGCCAGCUGUAUUUGAAGAGUUAACUAUAAGAAAGGGAAUGACAAAUCAGCAAAAGUUUGUGGAUUUUUAAAAAAUGCCAGUAUUAGGGCUUGAACUCAGGGACUCAUGUUCUCCUUUGCCUUUAAUGGUUACAGCUGGUGCUCUACCAAUUGUGCCAUGACUCCAAUCUAGUGGGUUUUUUCUGGUUAAUUAGACAUGCAGUCUCACAGACUUUUCUUUCUGGGUUGGCUCCAAACUUCAAUCCUCCAUGUCUCAGCCUUCUGAAUAGCCUGAGUAGCAUGAUUACAGGCAUAAGACACGGGCACCCAGCUAAAGUUUGUGUAUUUUAGUCACCAAUAUUGGAUCUGGCUUUUUUGUUUCUUCUGUUUACUAUUUAUUCUAAAGAACUGUUUCUAUGAAUGUAUCUUUUCAGUUAAUAGGAAAAGUGAGGUGAUUUGAUAUGUACUAUACACAUAAAGUUAACUUGAAAUAAAAUAAAUAAUUUUUAUGAAAUCCA